AUGUCUCUGAUAAAGAAAUAUAAUAAAGAGUAUAGCAUGUUGAGUACAGUUUUAGGCAGCUUGGCCAGUUUCUCUAAGAUCACUGGCAGUAGUGACGACGACUGGAUUGACCGCCUUAACCACCUAUGGACAGUGGUUCUAUUGACUUUAUUUGCAGUGGUGACAUCAUCUGGUCAGUAUGCAGGUAACCCAAUCGAGUGUUGGGUGCCAGCUGAAUUCACAAGUGCAUACACAGCUUAUGCCAAAUCUUUCUGCUGGGUCUCAAACACAUACUACGUCCCUCAGGAAGAACCUAUACCACAUAGAGUAGCCGAUAGAUAUGACCAAGAAUUGACUUACUAUCAAUGGAUACCCAUCAUUCUUAUGUUUCAAGCACUCAUGUUCAAAAUUCCAAAUAUUGUUUGGCGUAUGUUGAAUGGACAGUCAGGUGUGAAUAUCGAGAAGAUAACAACACUGUCUGAGACGGGGAUGCUCGGAGACCCAGAAGAUAGAAUGAAAAAUAUCUCUCAUCUUGCCAAGUACCUUAAUCGCUGGAUCCAGACACAUAGAGAGUAUAGGUACAACUUCUUAGUCAAAGUCAGGGAAAAGUAUUCCAAUGUGCUGUGUUUUUGUUGUGGAAAGAGAGAUGGAACAUUUCUCACCGGUUUUUACAUGUUCACCAAAUUUCUGUACUGUGCCAAUGUUGUGGGGCAGUUUUUCCUUCUGAAUGCAUUCAUGGCUACAGAUUUUAACAUGUUUGGAUUUGAAGUGAUUGAAAAUUUUAUUUAUGACAGGAACUGGAGAGAAUCGCCUCGAUUUCCGCGAGUGACUUUGUGUGACUUCAAAAUUCGUCAGCUUGCCAAUCUUCAGACUUUCACAGUGCAAUGUGUCUUGCCCAUCAAUCUAUUCAAUGAAAAAAUCUUCACUUUUCUAUGGUUUUGGUUUUUUCUUUUAGCUGCUCUUUCCUUUGGAAACCUGUUCCACUGGAUAUAUGUAAUAGUAUUUGGAGAAAAUAAAGUCGCGUACGUCCGAAAAUAUCUCAAGGUAGCUGGUGAAAUUCACACAAACUUUGACAAGAAACUCUCGAGGAAAUUUGCAGAGCAUUACUUAAGGUCUGACGGAGUCUUUGUUUUGAAGCUGGUUGGAAAGAACACAUCUGCUAUGUUUAUAUCAGACCUAAUUCAGUUACUAUGGAAAACAUUUAAGGAGGAGAACUGUACCAGGAAGCAGAAUGGGGUAACAGAAGUGGAGGUAGAGACACCUUUAAUGAAUGGAAAUUGUCAAAUGGGAGACAUGGAACCCCCUUCAUUAAAAAGCAAACUGUGAAUCUCAUAUGUUUUUAUGUAGUCAUUUUAUACAUGUUAUAUGCCAAAAUCAAAAUGACUGAAUUGGGUAUUAUUAUCUUGCAUGUGAGAAUGAAUUUGAAUGUUUGGCAGAUUGAGAAUCUGGUAGAUGUAAUUUUUUUUCCCCCCAAUUGCUUGAGUACUCAGUAGUCUAGAGUAGAUUUAUUUUACUGAUAGUUAUUAUUGAAUGUUAGUGGUAGAACUGUUUAGUGAUAGAGUUAUAUCUGUUUAGUAGUAGAUUUAUUGAUUGAUAGAUUUGUUUUUGUAUUCCCUUUUGUUGUGUUAGACUAUUGUGUCUUGUCAGUCUAGUCAUACACAUGGUGCUUAAGUUCUCAAUAAUAAGAGAAAAAUCUCAUGUUGUUUUGCAUGUAGUUGUCUAUGUAAUGGUUUGAUAUUGAAAAAAGUUUUAUUUUUAUUGAGUUUUGUUUUAUAUUAUUAUGAUCAUGAGUAUUAAGUUAAUUCUCUUACUAGUAUGAUCUCUAAUCAUAUAUAUCUAGGAAUACUGGAAUAAUCUAAGUAUAUUGAAUUGAUUUUUUUUGUCAACAAACAAUUGGGACCAAUUAAGCAAAUAUAGUAUAUUUCUUUUCAUGUUAAAGAUGUUUUCAUUCACUUAAACUUUUCACGCACAGCCGCAUAGAAUCAGUUAUUGAAACACAUUUUCACACCUAUAAUGUUAUCCGUACUUACUGCCUGUUAUAGCAGUAGCACUGCCUACACAUAAGUAUUAUGUUUACGUUGUGUUUUUCCUUUCAUGUACAUGUACGUGAUAUUAUUUUUAAGAGGCUGUUUUUCCCACAUGUUCAGCAUUUCAAUCUGUUUGUUCAUUCGCCCACUAUGCGAUAGCAUAUACAUGAGAAUUUAUUUUCUUAUAUAUAGAAAAAUAAAUCUGCCUUUGUAUUUAAAGAGAUUUAUUAAAUUUAACAUUCAGUGAUCAAGCUUAGUGCAUGUACUUUUAAUUCUAAAUGUAUAUUACAUUAAAUAGACUUAAGAUUACUAGCUUUUGUCAAUCAGUUUAUAAGGUUUUAAAAUACAUUGCCUGUAGAAAAAUUUUAAAUUCACCUGCUUAAGUUAAUCAAGAGUUGAAAAAAUCUGUAUACUUCUACUAAGAGCUUAACAGACUUAAACUUUAUAAAUGAAUAGUAUUUGAUCACCAAAUGCUUGUGGCAUGCAACUAGCAAAUAACGAAAUGAACAAUGGACUACCAAAUACAUAGACGGAUAAAUCCAUACAAGUAUUAUUUUAGUAUACAGCAACACUGUUCUUGUGAUUCUUGAAGUUUGUUAAUUGUAAAAUUGUACCAUUUGCAGCAGUGUUUGUUUAAAUUAAAAAAAAAAAUAUGAAUUACAAAAAAGUUGCUGAUUUACUUUUUAAUGAAUUUAUUUUUAGGAUGACACAUAACAAGCUAAAUUACAUGUUCUUAAUAAGAAGACAUUUAUCAUGUUUCAUCAUUCUAGAUCAUGACUCAUUUGUUUUCGCUAUGGAAAAUAUUUUUUGGUUACUUAACAGUACAUGUUCUAGUAGAUACUUCAAGAGACUUAGUCAAUGUAAUUGUAAUAACGAGAUAUUUUCAAGUGACUUUUCCUGCUUCUUAGGACGUUGACCAGCUUGUUAUGACAGACUUUAGUCAAGCACUCCUUAGUGUCCAUGUAAAGUGUUGUGUUGAAUAUUUUGCGAUUGAAAUCAGACACUUGAUUAACACUGUAGUCACAAUGUAGAUAGUAUUUAAGCACAAGAAAGAUAGAUUGGUCUUUCAUUUAAAAUACAUUUGGAACUUUAUCCAUACUUAUCAGUCUAUCCCAUUUGAUCAGCAUUGUUGAUGAUCAUUACCUGUGUUUUACUGAUAGCUAUAUUUUGUGCCUUUAGCAACGUUAAAGCAUUUUCACAGAUUUCAAGAUUUAACCUCUCUAUAUUCUAUUGAUUUUUGUAAAUUAAUAUCAAUAAAGAUUAAAAUUAAGAUAGAAUUGAGGGUAGAUUCUGGGUCUUAGGAAGGAGGUCCAAAGUCAUGUUUAGUGUUAAUAACUGCGUAAAAUUUAAAACACUGAAUAUCUUGGAAGGAUGCAAUAAUUAUUGACCCCCAAUUUCUCUCCUCCCCCCCCCCCCCCCCCUUCCCCCUGCUAGAAUUGCCUUUGAAGAUAUAUUCAAUAUAGACAAUUUUGAGUCUAUGAAAAAAAUAAUAAGGGAAUAAUGAUAAUGUUUAUACUGUCAAGUUUAUACAUAGUUGCAGUAGUAGUGUGUGAAUUAGAGGAUAUGCCAUCUUGAAAUUGAGCACCUACAAACUAGAGAGACACUCACAUGAAGUGGCAUAUUCAUAAAUCUUAAAGUUAGUGAUGUGAAAUUUCUAACAGAUGGUUUCAAUUUAAUGCUUCCACAUUGCUGGUUUUUGCAUUUAGUUUUCAUGGUUUUACAAACUAUUACUUGAACAUGUGCAAGAUCUCAACAGAUUUGAGUGGCAUUAUAUUGUGUAUUUUUUAUGUUAUUUAAUGUUGUACUAGUAUUGUUAGAAGUGUAGGAUUAAUCGGCUUACUGAUUGUAAUACUCUGUUGAAUUUUGGAGAUCAGGUUGAUCUGAAACUGGCAAUUUUCCAUGUCCUCCAAAAUUGAUGUUCAUAUAAUCAUUUCAUGUAAAUGUCAUGAAUACAAUGAUCCUGGCAUGUGAUGAGAUUUGUUACUAUAUAUUUGUACAAAUUACAAUAUAAUGUGUUUUUGACCUUUGUUUUAAAUUCCCGUGACUUAUAUUCAAAUCAGUAUUCCUCUCUUUAACUUUUAUUUAAUUUUGUGUUAUGUUGUUUUGUUGUUUUUUCAAUUUUUUUAAAAACAUCUCAUGUACUAAGUAGUCCUGGCAUUUUAUGUGACCAUCUCAUGCAUACAGACCAAAUACUCAUGUCAUUCAGAAAAAGGAGCUGUUUUACCAGCGGCCCAAAAAGUUGCUCAAGAAAUAAAACAAGAAUAUUCCAGAAAUAA
This is a messenger RNA of Saccostrea echinata, 4282 nucleotides long. Its product is annotated as innexin unc-9-like. The record is from RefSeq and is a predicted model, not a curated record. Lineage: Eukaryota; Metazoa; Mollusca; Bivalvia; Ostreida; Ostreidae. The transcript is spliced from 2 exons. The coding region runs from base 1 to 1305 and encodes 434 amino acids.